GAGUGUACACACAGUAAGUUCGGCUCCAGCGCGCAGAUGACCCUGAGACAGACAAGAGGCACCAAAAAACCCGCCAGGAGACACUGAGGCUCGGUCACGUGUUUGUUUGUCCCCUCGCGGAGCCCUGCCUGACUCCAUCGUGAGUUAUAAUCAGACGGCGAAUCACGGGAGCAGCCCACGCUCCCCCGACGCGCGCCAUGCGAGCGCACACCCCAGUCCGGCGGUGCUUGGGAUUGGGCGGAGGGAGGGAGUGGUGGCUGCGGACGGAGUCACAGGAUUGGUAGAGUUCAGCGCCAAACUUGUUGACUCAUAACUGAGCUCCAUCCUUCACGGCGCGGAGCUGUCCACGGCCACUGGUGCUGAAACUGCACGAUUUUGACGCGCUGUUGGAAUAUUUCCGACUUUUAUUUCUCGCAUCGAGUGUUUGAAAGUUAAAUAAUCCCCGUGCUGCACGUCCGGGCGUUUUGUUUUUACGCGUCACUUUGACGGAUACUCAAACGCCGUCACCGCUCUGACAAAGAGCGCAUCAAGCCUUCCAACUUCUUCUCCGAUCUAGCAGAGGACUCCCCGCGUCGCAGCCAUGGCUUUCAUGGUCAAACACAUGGUGGGAGGACAGCUGAAGAACCUGACAGGCGGACUGACGGAGGAGAAACCUGAAGCGGAGAAAACGGACGCGGCGGCGCAGGGGAUGACCCAAGAGGAAUUCGAGCAAUACAAGGAACAGUUAGAGGAGGAAAAACAAGAGCGAGAAGCCAAUUUUGCCCAGAAGAAAGCUGAGAGAGCCACGGUUAGAAGUCACUUCCGGGAUAAGUACCGACUACCAAAGAACGAGCUGGACGAGACCCAGAUCCAGCAGGCGGGGGAUGACGUCACGUUGCCCACAGAGCUGGCCAAGAUGAUCGCCGAGGACAACCAGGAGGAGACGCACAAGCAGUCGGUGCUGGGCCAGCUGUCCAACAUCCAGAACGUGGACAUCGACCAGCUGAAGGACAAAGCGCAGGCCACGCUGGAAGACCUCAAAAAGCAGACGGAGAAUUGCAGUCUCAUGUGAUCGCGCAGAAGUUUAGAGUUUCACUUGUACAAAUAUUUUUUCAAAAGGCAGAGCUGCUCUGGGGGGUAAAAACAUAUUCUCAUUGCUUAGGAGGAAUAUCAGACGACUGAGCCGCGUAAUAACAGUUUUUGUAGCUGUGCAAAAGUUUAGACAGAAAUCAUGCACAAAAGAGAGCGAGGCACGAGAAGAGCAAGUCGUACUUACUGGAACAAAUAAUACGGGCAUACCAGAUGACCUUCAGAUCUCCUAAAAAAUCAUGAAUGUCAUUUAUAUUUGUCAAUGAAAUUAGCCGCUUAGCUCUCUGAAAGAUUUGCUCUCUGGCUCCUCCCACUGAGAUUAUAUUUGCCUUCAGAGCAACUCCUCCUCUCAGAAAUAAUCCUCCGUCUUUCCUUUGCCUCCCUCCCUCUCUGUACCUCACACACCCGGUGAUAACACAUAUGAUUCUGCAGCAGAGGUCUCAGGCGUAUGUGUGUGUGUGUGUGUGUGUGUGUGUGUGUGUGUUACCUUGCUCCCCAAACAACGCAGCAGAUUAUUUCACAGAAAAACGAGUGCACAUCUUCAGUGAGAUCAGCUGUUUGUUUGAGCCGGAAACACACACGGAUGAUUCUAGCUCACACUACAGGCUGCACGUGCGACAUGUGGAUUCACAGUUUUGUGAUUUCGGAGUUGGAGGUUGUUUUUUUUUUAUUUCUUGUACAAAAGCACAAAAAUGAAGAAAGGUGCAAUAUUAAUUAAAAGCAACAAAAAAAAGGCAGAUUUUUUGUCAUAAGUAGCUUGCUGUUGUCGACCACCUGGUGCCCUGACGAACACAUUCUGUGUGCUGCAUUUAUUCCUAGUUUGAAUCUUUUUCCUGAACAUAUCAUUAUAAAAAGCCUUUGAGUUCAGCUUUCUCCAUACUUCAGCGUGCCUUGGUUUUUCUUCUCUAGAUCUCAAACACCCGUAAGCUACUUUUUACAAAGACUCUUCCUCGUAUGCGUUUGUUUUGGGCUGAGCGUUUCUUACUUUUUCAGAUUGACUAAAAGCAACAACUGAUAAUGUUGGAGAGCAGGAAUAGAGUUAGCUACGUGCAAUAAGUGUGCUCCAAAGGUUCACCUAGAAUCGACUUAAGCUGCAUGAGGAGCAAAUCUGCGUUUUUUGGAUUGGAGUGGAAACUCUUUCUUUUCCUUAAGGGGAAAUCUGGUUUGCAAACUGAAGUGCACACAACCUACACACAUUAUACAAAAUGCACAAAGACACACAACACAUAUCUCUCCUGGAUGUGAUAAUGAUAGACGUGCAGUGAGAUAUGAGACACACAGUCCAGGAGUCCACAGUGUGUUUGCAAUGGAAAGGAAGCGUACAUGUUUAAAAACCUGAUGGCUGAAGGAACACAUGACCUCAGAUCUGCACCACGAUGUAAAAAAAAAACCUUAAAAGCUGCUCGGAUGAGAGAGAUGUAAAUGCUUUACGAGUUGUAUGUUGACAAAACUUUGACUUACGUAAAGAAAAAAAGGCACAAAUAUGUAAUACUGCGUACCUGCGGUGUGAGUAAAUCCACAUUAUGUUGUGUAAGAUGUAAAUGUAUCUGCUGCUUGCACAUGCUGUCAAACAGCGGCUCAUCUGUUUUCAUCAGAAAGUGUUGUCGACCCGCCCACCUAACCAUCGGCCUGUCCUCCAUCUCAUUGAUCCCUGCGUCUCAGUGGUGACUGUCUCGUGCUGGUGGAUUCGUGUUGCUUAGCUGAUGUGAUAUUUCUAGUGGCGUCUUUGUUUGAAAAAAAAAAAAAAAAAGUAAAAAAGAAGCAGAAGCUCAAACUGUGGCAAAGAAACACACAGCGCAGUCACCGUGGGCUUACUGUGCAAACUCAGUGUUCUGUCCACGUUGUUUUCAAGACAUGUAUAAAAGCAAAGGGAGUGGAGAGGGGAUGUCGUCGGUGUUGUUGUGUGUUGAAUCCGUUUGCGCUACAUUUGGCCUGUGUGUGAUUUUAUGUAGCUGUGGUGCCGAGAGUGACGUCAGUUUUCAUCUCAUAUCUGUCCCCUGUCUCUGAUCAACGUGAUGUUAGCUGCCAAAACACAGCUUGCUUUGAGAACACCGCAAAAACUCAAAACCUACCCAGUCAAUCUCUAACAUCAUAAAUAUCUUAUUAAACCUGGUAGAAGCCACGUUCACCUGGCAGGUUCAGGUAAACAUCGUAAAUCGAGAUAUUACAAACACAACGUGAGGCCUGAAUUGUGUUUAAUACGUAAAAACAUAAAUGCUAAUGCUGCAGGGGCGUGUCCAGACUUUUCUCACCGGGGUGGCCCACCUACAGAGCGCUGACGUUUGCAGGGGUGGCCUGAUGCAUUUGGGCACACACACAUGCAAAAUAAAUUAAAACAUUUAGACUAUUUCUUUCUCUCUUUCUUGUGCAAAGUCAGAAUUGUAAGCACUUGGAAAAUGUCAUGCUAACUCUUGCAUGCUGUCCAACUUGCAAAGAGCAAAAACAGUAAACUGAAAGAACUUCCACAAGCCCAUUGAAAACAGCCAGGAUACUAGAUUUGUACUUAAGCCCCGCCUCUUAUUAGGCAAAAUAGCCAAUCAUAGAUUUGGAUUUUGGGGGUGGAUUUCAAGGGGGGUAUUUGUUACCCAUCUGGACACGCCCCUGCCAAUGCAGCGAUUUAAAUCUACGUAAAGUAUCUUGAAUAAAAUGUACUUAUUUAAAUAAUUUUAAGACACUCAACUAGUAAAGUUAGCUUCCCCAUUGGCAGAUAUUUGUUUUUAUUAGGAGUGUAUUAAGGCUUUAUUUUCUGCUUUUUAUACCUUGAUAUAAGAUGUUUAUCUGGAUGUGGCAGGAGAAUUUAGAUAAAGACACUUUCUAAGAUUGGAGUUUUUGCAGUGUAUUCUUUUUACCUAAAUCUUCUUUUGACAUGUACGUGUUUGAUUUGAGAAGUUUGUGCAGAGAGAUCGUUUUUUUUAUGAUGAGUUGUGAUGUCUUUGUUGUGUGUGUGCCAAAAACUACUUGCUGAAUGAACACAGAGGCAACGCGCUAAAUAUUUUUCAGUCCAGUGGUCGUCGUCAUGUGAUAGGUAAACUGUGUCGUUACAACAUUUAUUCUAAAGCAGAGGAAGAGUUGCAAUAAGUCCUUUUAUAAUAGAGGUAAUAACACGUCUGUCAUGCUUUGAUCAUGAGAGAUCGUAAACGGUCGGAAUAGAAGCCAUAAUGUGAAAUGUUUGCCAUGUGUGAGUGUGUGCAAAAAACUUAAUUAUUCAAUAACUCAAUAAUAAUACUGACAAUAUUGUUAAUAAGCAAUUGUAUCCUUUUUGUGUUGUCAUCCUACAAGUUCUUGAGCUUAUUUUUGCCGGAAACGGUUUGCCAUGACACCGCUGUCGCUCCUCGUUCUUCAACUGUUUUUGUUGUUUCACAGUCGCUCCAUCAUUCUGUCUCUGAGGGUACAUCGAUGAUUUUUUCAGUUGUAACCGCAAUAAACAGAUUUUUAGGAAAAUAAA
Molecule: messenger RNA, 4513 nt
Organism: Labrus bergylta (ballan wrasse)
Lineage: Eukaryota; Metazoa; Chordata; Actinopteri; Labriformes; Labridae
Gene: cplx3b
Product: complexin 3b
Biological process (GO): synaptic vesicle exocytosis; regulation of neurotransmitter secretion; neurotransmitter transport
Cellular component (GO): SNARE complex; terminal bouton
Molecular function (GO): syntaxin binding
Source: RefSeq, a predicted model, not a curated record